UAAUAUUUCCACCUUUCAGUAUAGAUAGUGUUACGGUUCAGUAGGAGUUCAGCCACAGGAAACAGGGAGACACGCUGAAGCGAUUUAACAGAGUUUAUUCACAAACGGAUUUUACUACAAGCCAAAACAAGAAUCAAAACUGCUCUACACUAUACUCGAGAUGAGCACUCUAGCAAUACUAGUGGUGAGGCGGACCAAAAAACUCAAGACGCUAACUCACUGUGGGUAAUACCCAGGCAAGAAAGGUUUUCAUGAAACUUCACUAAAACUACAAAGCUCGAAAUCCUAACAUAACAAUAGGCUCGAAUGCACUCGUCUAGAGACUCGAACUAAUAGUAACAAAAGGCACAAAAAUGCCACUCAGAAUAAGUUCGAUAAACUUAUCACAGACUGAAACUAGGUAGAUGCUCGGACCGGGCUCACGCUGGAGGACCUCAGGUGAACCGAAGCCACGGAGAACUUGAGACGGCAGGUACGUAUGAAGUGGACGCCACGGAACGGCUGUGAUGAAUCAACCCCGAGUGAGGAAGACGGCGAAGAAUCCAGCUGCCUCUUCAGUAUAUUUCCAAGUGUCUCAGCGAACCCUCAUCAGUUGGUUGGAGCAGACAAAGAUGAGCUCCCUGCAGGAGGUGAACCCCGUGGUGCUCGGGAUCAGAACCCCAACGAGUCUGCAGAGUCUGGCUGCACUCAUCACAGAGCAGAUCUCGCAGGGUGUAAAUAAACCUUUCAAGAGGGUGAUCGAUGUCAGCUCAGGUGAUCCUCACAGAGCAGGGAUGAGACCCAUCUCAUUUGUUCGCCAGGUCUUGGCAGUGUGCUUAUACCCUGAGCUCCUCAAAGAAGAAAGCCUUCAUCUAGAUGUCAGGCAGAGAGCGCAGAGGCUUCUGGAUACCUGUAAUGGAGGAAGCGUGGGCUCAUACUCUGUAGCUGCCUGUGGCAUACCACAAGUCCUGAAAGCCGUUGCUGAGUUUAUCACGAGGAGAGAUGGUGGUGUGUGUUCACGUUCUGAAGACAUCAUCUUCUCCAGUGGCUCACAGAUGACUUUGACGCUUUUUUUCCACCUGCUGGCCAGUGGGGAGGGGGAGGCUCAGACAGGGGUGUUGACCCCCAUGCCCUGCCCACACACACUGCCCAUUCUGCUGGAUGUGACCGGGAUAGCUCUGGUGCCCUACCGGCUGGUGGAGGAGCGAGGUUGGGCUGUAGACCUGGACGAGCUGCACCGAGCUGUGACUACUGCUAGGGGGCGCUGCCAGCCCAGAGCAAUUUACAUCAGCAACCCAGGAAACCCAACAGGUCAUGUGCAGGACAGGGAGACUAUAGAGAAAGUGAUUCGAUUUGCUGCCACUGAGCACCUCAUCUUGUUGGUUGAAGAGGUGUACCAGGACAGCGUUUAUGGACAGGACAAAGAGUUCAUGUCCUAUAAGAAGGUCCUGUUUGAAAUGGGUAAAACAUACUCAGAGACAGUGGAGUUGGUCUCCUUCCACUCCAUAUCGACAGCCUGCCUGGGAGAGUGUGGUCUGAGAGGAGGAUACAUGGAGGUCGUUAACAUGGACCCAGCAGUGAAGAAGUACUUAAGUAACAUGCAAGGCUCUUCCAGCCCACCUGUUUUACCACAGCUGGCCCUGGAGCUCAUGGUCAAUCCACCCACCUCUGGAGAUUCUUCCUAUAACACAUACAUGGAGGAGAUUCUUCACAUUAAGGACACACUUUCCCAGAAUGCUCAGCAGGCAUGUGAGUUCCUGAAUGGCUUACCAGGGAUGAGCUGCCAGCCAGCCAUGGGAGGAGUCUUCCUUUACCCCCGUCUGCAUUUACCUCCUCCAGUCAUCAAAGAAGCCAAGAUGCUAGGAGUGGAGGCAGAUGUGCUUUACUGCCAGAAGUUACUGGAAGAGGAAGGUGUUUGUUUGGGAGCGGGCUGUGAGAACGGACAAGAAGGUACAAACUUUCACAUCAGGUUGUGUGUUUUGGCUGCUCCUGUCACUCUGGAGGAGGUCUUGGCUCGCCUUCGUUCUUUCCACCUGCGCCUGCUGGACACAUUUCCCUUGUAGAAUCAAGGACACACAGUUAGGGGAAAAUGUCUCCUCUGUCAGUAACAUUGCUCUUUACCUUGGUCCUUUGAAAUUAUCAUUAUUAAACCUUUGACAGCAUAAUGUAGUCACACAAACCUAAUUGUAGUCCUGUAUAAAAACUUGUGAACAUCACAAACACUUCUCACUUUCUCUUUUAAAAAAACAAAAGUUUAGUGUAGGUGCUCUAAUUUCUUACUCUCCUAUAUUGACUAUAUUUUGCACUCAUUCCCAGGAACAGCAUUUUGAUUAUGGUUGAUCUAUUUAAGCUAUAGUAAAAGUUGUGUAGCAGACUGUUAAAAUGAAGACCCAGGACAACAUUAUGCAGUGGAAAAGGUUUCAAAUAGAUUUGAGUGCAACUCCUGAGAAUUAAGGCACAACUUUUUCUUUUUUCUUUUUACUAACAUCUUUCAAGUUUCCUAUAUUUGAAAUAAUCAUUUAUUUAAUCUUUUGUUGGUUUGAGUGUUUAAUGACUUUUUUGUAUUUUUGGGAACUAUUUCACUGUAAUCUUCAUUCAGAUUUUUAAAUGUGAUACAUUGCAUCACAUUAUUUUAAGAACUUAAAAGAUGGACUGCAUCAUGAAAACAUCACAAACAGGAAUAAAUAAAAAUACACUUCACUUGUAA
Amphiprion ocellaris (clown anemonefish) is the source of this 2686-nucleotide messenger RNA. Its product is annotated as alanine aminotransferase 2-like. The transcript has 12 exons. The coding region runs from base 507 to 2042 and encodes 511 amino acids. Gene Ontology annotation, molecular function: pyridoxal phosphate binding; L-alanine:2-oxoglutarate transaminase activity. Gene Ontology annotation, biological process: biosynthetic process. The record is from RefSeq and is a predicted model, not a curated record. Lineage: Eukaryota; Metazoa; Chordata; Actinopteri; Pomacentridae.